Pocillopora meandrina is the source of this 1002-nucleotide messenger RNA. The record is from the annotation of a GenBank genome assembly. NCBI's taxonomy places the organism in Eukaryota, Metazoa, Cnidaria, Anthozoa, Scleractinia, Pocilloporidae.
AUGAAAUAUUACAUGUUUUACGAAGGAUAUCUCCUGAAAGUUAGCCUUCCUCUUGCAGUGGUCUUUAUUGUGUUUGGUAUUUACACCGUUGUGGGAAAUGUGCUCGUCUGUUGCGUAUAUAUUAUUGACCCGUUCAAAAAUCUGCGGACCUUAUCGUUUUAUUACGUGGCAAAUUUAGCGUUUGCUGAUAUUUUAGUCGGUGUCCUUGUGGAACCUCUGAAUGUCUCUGUUUAUUGGACGGGGAGUGAGCCCGCCUUAUUUGCCUUCUACAUCUUUGCAGUGCUGUCAUGUGUUAGCUCCAUUCUUAACAUCUCCGCUAUGAUGAUAGACCGUUACAUUGCUGUCAGCCAGGCGUUUCGCUAUCGUGUUUUGGUGACAGAGAAGCGAGUGCGUCUUUCCGUCGUCUUUUUGUGGCUUUAUUCGUUCCAUUUUUCGCUGUUAGCGCUGCUGGGCUGGCGUCAAGAAAGCUUUCAGAUUUAUUUGUACUGUUUUGGAGUUCUCCUGCCAUCUGCCAUAAUGCUCUCGUCCUAUUACGGUUUGAUUCGAAUUCUCAGGAAGAAAAAUGCCAAACUUCGAAGAUUUUCGUCUCGUUGUCAAAGAACUGCGCAGGCGAAAAAAAUGGUACAAAAGGAGCGCCGGGUUUCAACCACGGUCUUUGUUAUGUUGGUGGUUUUUCUCACUGCGUGGUUCCCAUUUGUAGUGAUAGAUUUCGUGCUUGUAUUUUGUGCGCAUUGUCGAUCACAAAAUCUUCUGUUAGCGAGGGACAUCACUUUAUCCCUGGGGUUUUUCUCCUCAGGAGUUAACCCCCUGCUGUAUGCUUGGAGAGUUCGCCAAUUUAAACAGGGACUGUUGAAGAUCAUGAAGUUCCGAAGAAGGGAUAGUACCAACUUGAGGUCACAACGACGCCCGUCCAAGGUAGGGCCUUUUGUUUCAAACUUCUCACCGGCCGUGGUAGAGUUGAAUCCUUUAUCACCUCGCGACUUAGCGAAUGACGUUUCUUGA